AUGGUCCUACUUUUUAGGGUUGUGACACCCAAGCGUGUCAACUGUCAUGCCGCUGUACGAUCUACCUUCCAGCUCAUCGUAUCAUCUCAGACUGGGUACAGCACUGUAGUUGCGUUCUGGGUCCUUCGUUCUGCGGUGCCCCAGUUUUUCUCCCACAAGCCGCUCCGGUUCUGCGAGUCAGGUUCCCUCGGUGUAUCCCCGAGUCGUAUGGGUGUUCCCAAGCGCGACGUUGAGCCAUGGAGCACAAAUUUUAACCUCGAUUUUCACUCGCCGAAAGCUGCAAAGAGGUUGCGCCUCUCUGACGCCUUGAACGACAAGUUCUUCAACGACAACGAGGGUGUAUCGGACUGUCUGACCGAGUUGACCCUAGGUCUUCCGAAACCUCCCGUUGUAGCUGCAGAAAAGCCGUCGCUUUCCGACUUAGGCGACGAUUUGCUCCUUCACAUUUUCCAGCUCGCGCAGCCCACCGCCUGGGACCUCUGCCGCAUGGCGUGCGUGAAUAAGACUUGGCGCGAGCUCUCUUACAACCAGAUUUUCUGGACGAAGCUACGGAUUGGCCCUGGGAGCAUGCGUCCGGGAGUGGAGCAGCUCGCAGCACGGUGCACGAACCUGGUGGAGCUGCAUAUUGACGAUCCUCGCUGCGAGCUGCACGUGCUCCAUCCGAUCAUUAUGGCUUGCGGUAGCUCUCUUCGUCGAAUCGUUAUCGACUGCGACCGGGAUAACACGAGCCGCAACGAGGCAUCAAUAUGCAGCGUUCUUUGGAUCGUAAGCCUCUACUGCAGCAAUGUUGAAAGCGUGGAGCUCAUUUCAGACGGAAAGCAAGGCAACUUCACGUACUUGGAGAACAAGGCGAUGUGGUACCUCACUUCGGGCUUCCGCCACAUCCGCAGCUUUGCCUGCUUGUGCCAGAACAGCCUGUCGAAGCAAGCCAUUUACCUCAUGGUCAUUGCAUGGCGGGAAUUGACGUGCCUUCGCAUCCACUGCGGAGCCCUUGGAACAGACGAUCUCAUGGCUUUGCGUAAAUGCUACUCCCUGCGGGUUCUGGAGCUGGUUGGUGGUAACCUUGGAAAUCUCCUCAGCAGCACCAGCGAAGCUGUCAUGCAUCGGGACCUUGAGAUCCUGGUGUUGACGAAGAUGGUAUGUGGACUGGAGGACAUCGCUAAGGCUUCGUUGCUGUGCCCCAAUUUGGCGAAGAUUGUUGUGCGAAAUUCUUCGCUACUUGCUGGUGGCUCAGUCGACAAUCCCGCGGCCCAGGCGAAAGCCGUUGAGGAGUUGCGAAAGUGGCUGCUUGUGCAGCGAAAUGUCGAGCUUGUAGUCGACGAGGCUUGA
Molecule: messenger RNA, 1329 nt
Organism: Closterium sp. Yama58-4
Lineage: Eukaryota; Viridiplantae; Streptophyta; Zygnematophyceae; Desmidiales; Closteriaceae
Source: the annotation of a GenBank genome assembly